This is a messenger RNA of Larimichthys crocea (large yellow croaker), 1709 nucleotides long. It is a transcript of the gene slc2a11l, whose product is annotated as solute carrier family 2 member 11, like. Gene Ontology annotation, biological process: dehydroascorbic acid transport. The coding region runs from base 35 to 1543 and encodes 502 amino acids. Gene Ontology annotation, molecular function: D-glucose transmembrane transporter activity. The record is from RefSeq and is a predicted model, not a curated record. NCBI's taxonomy places the organism in Eukaryota, Metazoa, Chordata, Actinopteri, Sciaenidae. Gene Ontology annotation, cellular component: plasma membrane. The transcript is spliced from 12 exons.
AGACUACAGACAUAACAGCGACCAGACUCCAGCUAUGACAGAGUAUUUAACACUCCUGCUAGACUGUCCUGUUGUAAUCGCUGCCAUUUUCAUCUCUGGCAUUGGUGGGACAUUUCAAUAUGGAUUUGGUUUAUCUGUGAUGACUUCCCCAUCUGGUUUUAUAAAGGAGCUGGUGAACAGAACAUGUCUGCAGAGAUACAGCGUGUCCUUGGAGCCGUGGCAGGUUUCUUUCAUCUGGUCUUUCACUGUGUCUAUUUUCUGUAUCGGAGGCUUAGUGGGAUCACUGAUGGCUGGUCCACUGAUCACAAAAUUUGGGAGAAAGCGAUGCCUUUUGUUGAACAAUUUUGUGGCUAUAUUCGGAGCUGUGUUGAUGAUCUUGAGCCAAACAGCAACGUCCUUUGAGAUGAUCAUGGUGGCACGAUUGCUCUAUGGCAUCAAUGCAGGAGUCAGUCUCUCAGCACACACCAUAUACCUUGUUGAAUGUGCCCCCAAGAGGCUGCGAGGGAUGGUGGGCGUGACCGUCGCUACCUUCAUAUCCUUGGGGAAGUUCUGUGGUCAGCUGCUGGGGAUCAGCGAGUUGCUUGGUACACAGGAGAGAUGGCCCUGGCUGCUUGGUUUCAAUGGCUUCACUGCAUUACUCCAGCUCUCCACCAUGCCCCUCCUGCCAGAGUCUCCCAGGUUCUUACUGCUGGACAGAGGAGACCGCCAGGCCUGCGAGAAAGCUUUAAGGAGGCUAUGGGGCAACAAGGACCACAGCAUGGAGGUGGAGGAGAUGCUCGAGGAGAAAGCUGCCUUGCAGAACGUUCGCAGCCACUCGGUGAUGGAGCUGAUUCAGAACCAAACAGUCCGCUGGCAGCUCCUCACCAUCCUCGUCACCUUCACCGCACUGCAGCUCUGUGGCAUCAACGCUGUAUACUUUUAUUCUUUUGAGGUGUUUCGCGCGGCAGGAAUCCAGGAGCACCAGUUACGUUACACGGCCUUGGGAACAGGGAUGUGUGAGUUGUCUACCUCUGUAGCCUGCUUCAUGAUUAUUGAGAACACAGGCAAAAAAGUCCUGAUGCUCAGAGGAUACACGGGAAUGUCUGCCACAGUGAUCCUCCUCACCGUCACUCUGUACCUGCAGAGUAAGAUCUCCUGGAUGCCCUACUGCAGCAUGGUCCUCAUUUUCUUCUUCAUUUUCUUUUUUGCUAGUGGACCAGCUGGAGUAACAGCUCCUCUUCCAGGUGAAAUAUUUACUCAGUCAUUCAAAUCAGCUGCAUACACCAUUGCCUGUACUCUCAACUGGACAGGUCUGUUUGUGCUUGGGAUGCUCUUCCCUGUCUUAGUGGAGAAACUGGAUUACUUUUGUUUUUUUUUAUUCCUGUUUUUCUGUGUCGGCUGUGGGCUGUAUGUGAAGUUCAACGUCCCUGAGACUAAGAAUCAGACAGCGCUGGAGAUUGCUGCAGCGUUUCAGAAGAUGCACUGCAAAUCUGAAGAAUCGCAGAGUAAAAAAGACACUGAGCAGAAACUUAAGGGAGUCCAAAUAUACGAGACCCAAUUCUGAUUAUAUUCACAGAGGACGUCAAGUGUCAGACAGGAAACAUUUAAGACAAAGACAUCACUUUUCAUAACAUCACAUCACAGAUUCAUAAACUGUCUUCACAUUCAAGUGUACAUAAUGCAGCACUGUAAGACAACUUUAAUAAAAUAGUUUUUUAAAUUGUGACAAU